Molecule: messenger RNA, 1535 nt
Organism: Daucus carota subsp. sativus
Lineage: Eukaryota; Viridiplantae; Streptophyta; Magnoliopsida; Apiales; Apiaceae
Product: GDP-mannose 3,5-epimerase 1
Exons: 7
Coding region: 150-1280 (376 amino acids)
Molecular function (GO): GDP-mannose 3,5-epimerase activity; NAD binding
Source: RefSeq, a predicted model, not a curated record
UGAUUAGUACCUCUACCUAUAUAAACAAGCGGUGGUCUUGGCUCAGACAGGAGAGAUCUGGUGGUAGCCUAUUAUUCCAUACAAAACAUACACACACGAACCCCAUAUCUCUAAAUCCUCGAACCCUUGGAAUUCAGCGUUGUUCAAGUAUGGGCAGCACUGAGCAAAACCUCUACGGAGCAUACACCUACGAGAGCCUUGAGAGGGAACCUUACUGGCCUGCUGAAAAUCUCAGAAUUUCCAUCACUGGAGCAGGUGGAUUCAUUGCCUCCCAUAUUGCGAGGCGUUUGAAGAGCGAAGGACAUUACAUCAUUGCUUCUGACUGGAAGAAAAAUGAGCACAUGCCAGAAGACAUGUUUUGUCAUGAGUUUCAUCUUGCUGAUCUUAGAGUCAUGGAUAACUGUUUAAAAGUUACACAGAAUGUUGACCAUGUGUUUAAUCUUGCUGCUGAUAUGGGAGGUAUGGGCUUCAUUCAGUCUAAUCACUCAGUGAUAAUGUACAACAACACGAUGAUUAGUUUCAACAUGCUUGAAGCAGGAAGGAUCAAUGGCGUCAAGAGGUUGUUUUAUGCGUCUAGCGCUUGUAUCUACCCUGAGUUUAAGCAAUUGGAAACUAAUGUGAGCUUGAAGGAGUCUGAUGCGUGGCCUGCAGAGCCUCAAGAUGCAUAUGGCUUAGAAAAGCUAGCAACAGAAGAAUUGUGCAAGCACUACACCAAGGAUUUCGGUAUUGAAUGCCGAAUUGGACGCUUCCACAACAUUUAUGGACCAUUUGGAACAUGGAAAGGUGGAAGAGAAAAGGCCCCUGCUGCUUUUUGUAGAAAAGCACUAACUUCUACUGAUAAGUUUGAGAUGUGGGGUGAUGGUCUGCAAACUAGAUCAUUCACUUUCAUAGAUGAAUGUGUUGAAGGUGUCCUGAGGUUGACAAAGUCUGAUUUCCGAGAGCCAGUAAAUAUUGGAAGUGAUGAGAUGGUAAGCAUGAAUGAAAUGGCGGAGAUCGUCCUCAGCUUUGAGGAUAGGAAACUUCCUAUCCAGCACAUACCUGGCCCUGAGGGUGUCCGUGGACGGAACUCGGAUAACACUCUGAUUAAGGAGAAGCUUGGUUGGGCCCCUACCAUGAAGCUAAAGGACGGAUUGAGGAUCACAUACUUCUGGAUAAAGGAGCAAAUUGAGAAAGAGAAAGCUAAGGGUGGUGACAUGUCAGUUUAUGGGUCAUCAAAAGUUGUGGGGACGCAGGCUCCAGUCCAGUUGGGUUCUCUUCGUGCAGCUGAUGGCAAAGAAUGAAGUAAAUAAUGCAAACGUUGUCUUAAUAAAACGCUUUAAGUGCCAUGUAUAUGGUGCUGCCAUAUUUUAGAGUGAAAAGUCUGAGUAUGGAUUUAUUUAAGAUUGCAAGCUCUAAAUUUGAUGUUCUUCUUUCCUGCUAUUAUUACCAUUGUAAUCUAAGCAUCCGCUCCUCGUAAUUCUUUUACGCCUGAGGUAGUUGGUUCUUGUAUGAUGAUUACGCAGUAAAGCAAUGAGUAUUUGAUCAUUUUCUUGUCA